AACUUGGUAUGCAUCAUCGGCUAUUUAUUGGGUUAUGUAAGGAUGUCUUAUGUAAGGUUACAUAACUGAAUUAGGACAAAGAGAAAAAUAUAUAUAGCCGCAAGUUUGUGGAUUAGGAGGAGAUUGAAUUUUGCUUUUGCUAAGAUGGCGCACAACGUUCCCCUACUCGUGCUCACGUUUCUCGUGCUCGCUGCCUUUAUCGUCGUCUGCGUCUUCAACGGACUCGCCAGCGGCGGUGCGAACACGGGGCUCUACAAAUCGAGCACGGGAGCGAUUUCUGACAAAUACUACGUCGAGAUUACGCCUGCUGGCUGGACAUUUUCAAUUUGGGGAUUCAUUUACACAUGGCAGGCACUCUGGAUCGUAUACGCUAUUGUAAACCUAUUCAGAAAAUCCGAGAAAGGACCCUACUACACGUAUCCGGUACUACUUCCGAUCCCCUUUCUGGUCACCUAUGUGAUCAACAUGGCCUUGAACUGCGUGUGGAUGGUGGUGUUCGAUCGAGAAAUCAUGGAAGCGGCGUUGGCAGUUUUGUUCUCGAUGUGCGUCACCUUGUACAUUUGUAUGUUCAUCUCCUACCGAAAACUCGACCAGUCUGUGCAAGUCCUCGAAAAGCAGAGCCGAUUUUCGGACGUGUGGCUCAUCCGAAUGCUUGUACAGAAUGGACUCGGGAUUUACGCCACCUGGUGUACAGUGGCCACGCACCUGAACCUCGCUUUCGUUCUCGUGUACAGAUCCGCUCAUGACAUAAGCAACCAAGACGCAUGCACCAUCGCCCUGGGUAUUUUGUCCGCCAUUAUUGUUCUAUUCAUAGUAACGGACUGGUUCUUCUUGGAUCGGUUUUCGCGUUACACAUUCACACCGUACUUAGUGUUGGUUGUAGCAUUCGCCGGAAGUUUGUCGAAGAACUACGAAGAAGGGGCAAGAAACACGACAUUUACAAUUGUACUUUUAGCGUUUUCUGGCUUCGCUACUGUUGUUAAAUUCAUUCUUCUGGUCUACAGGCACUGUAGACGAACGGAAGGUGGGGUUAGAAUCUCGGACGAAAGUAUUGUCAAAGUGUAACAUUCCAUUAUUAUGUACUAAAUACUGUGCUUUAGGGGAUGGAUGAAGGUCGGUGAUGCAAUGUUAAGAUUUUUGCGGGAGAAAAUCAAAACAAGGAGACAAACUAAUACAGUCUUAUUGAACUGUCAGACUUAUAUGCGUCAAUGAAAACCAUGUUCAACUCUAUACAUGUUAUGUGUUUUUUGUGUGUGUUAAUAAUUUAAUUUUGUUUUAUCCAAUGUCUCCACUCGUCAUUAUUAAAUUAUUGUCAUUUUAUUACUAUGUUAUACAUUUAUUUUGUAUAGUAAAGUGAAAUAAAUAAACUGUAUUUAGUUUUUAA
This is a messenger RNA of Dreissena polymorpha, 1384 nucleotides long. RefSeq lists its product as uncharacterized. The record is from RefSeq and is a predicted model, not a curated record. Gene Ontology annotation, cellular component: membrane. The coding region runs from base 145 to 1065 and encodes 306 amino acids. The transcript is spliced from 3 exons. Lineage: Eukaryota; Metazoa; Mollusca; Bivalvia; Myida; Dreissenidae.